ACGUAUCUCCAAUCCCCGUCACGGCAUCCCACAACGACUCGUCGCUCCUUCAUCACCCUCGUCGGCGGUCGCGACGGAAGUGCGCCUCGCGUUCCCGCAUCGCGCGCACCAAUCUCCGCCCGACCUCACCUUCACCACCACCCGCAGCGAUACGAGUAUCGCACACCAAUGAUCCCACCGUACUCGGCACCCGCUGCGGCAUCGCUGUCGCAACCCUGUUGGUGACUGACACACCCGUCCGAGGACAAUGCCAGUCGCGAAUCACGCUACACACGACAAGCCAACUGCUCCGCCCGCCUCCAAAUGGACCCCGAACAAGCAGGAGCGAGGGCUGAUCGAUGCGCUCGACGCCACGGUCGAUCGUAUACGCAAGGUCACCGCGCCCGACCCGUACAUGCUCACGAUCCCGCAGCACGUCGAAGAUCGGUAUCGUCACGGUAACGUUCACGUCGCGGACGCCUGGCUCGCUUCCACUCCCUUUCGGCGCAAUGAGGAGGAAGUCGUGCAAUAUCAGACCUUCGUCUUUCAUGAGCCGAGCACCAACAUGUUUGUACAACUGCCCAAUCGGCCCCAAGAGGUUUCAGUCGCGAACUCGACCUACAGUCGUCCGAAACGUACCGAUGUUGUGUCGGCCGGGCCCAAGAAGACCAUCAGCUUGGAUGCGUACAAGAAGAAGCAAGCGGCAGCCGCAACCACUCCCGAAGGCGAGGCGGCGCAGAGCAAUGGAACUCCCGGCAAACCUCCGGCAGUCAAGGGACCUGUGGAGAGGAUCAAGGCUGAGAACGAGGACAUAUUGAUGGCGGUGGGCGACGACGAGGAGCGGACGACACCAGUGAAGAAGACUGCUGCCGCGCCGAGCUCGAAGUCCGUGCCGGACAUGAAACGGAAAUGGGAGGACGAGCAAAAGGCGAAGCCCGACUCGGGACGUCGGGUUGAGGCGCAUCAAUCGUUGGAGGACACACCGAUCGCGAAGAAGGCGCGGACUGGGAACAAUGCGCCGGUUGAGAGUGAUAGCAAGGCACGGCUACCGAUUCCACCAAAACCCGUCUCAGCGCAGAAUCAUUUGGGACAACGCGAGAGUAGGCUCAGGGCCAGCGAUGUGGUUCCGCGAGGCUCUCCAGGUCUGCCUCCGAGGAUAUCGCCGAGCCUCAUGCCGACCAAGCUAUCUCCAUUGAACGCACUGGGCAUCACUCGCGACAAAAGCGAUGCUGAGAAUAACGUUGCGAUCCCCCCGCGAUUGUCUCCUCUUCUACCGGCAAGCAUUCGCAAGGCGUUGGAAGCCAGGAAGAAUGCUGCGCGGAAUUCCAAAACUGCAUCGACCAUUGUCAAGGACAGAGAAGGCAAAUUGACGCCUGUCUCGACCGCCGGUGGCAUUGAGAAGAACAAGACCGCAAAGAAUGCCACACGCCAUGUCUCCCGUACGGGAUCGAGCUCUCCCGUAGAGGCCUCCAAAUCGCAUCCCACCAAGGAGCUGGAGACUGUGGCGGAAGGUGAUGUUGCAGAGAGCAGGGAUGUCAAGGCGGAGGUCACGGAGGAGUCGACGUUGCUCGUGCGACUGAAAUACAAGAAAUCGCGACGGGAAGAUAUACUCCGCAUCUUGAAAAUGCGACCCCGGGCUGCCAAAACCCUUCCAAGCAGAUCCUGGGAGGACGGCGAGAUUGUGGAGAACAGCAGCAACGAUCGUCGUGGCGGCGGCCCCGCACGUCCCGACGUGUCGGCCAAAGGCGUCGCACAAAAGGUCGGGCCGACGCAGAAACGUCGAGCCCCGUCGGAUGAGAGUCCCCCUGUGCCCGAUGCGAAAAGUACAAAUACCGAUGCGGCGGCCAAACAGCGUCGACGACAGCAAGACGCGGUGGAUCACCCCCCGGCUGCCAACCGGCAACCGUCCACCCCUGCCCGACACGGCCGCUCUUCACCCCUGCCCGGCCCUGCAAGCACACAUAAAUCCCACGCGGCCGCCAACACAACCCGCAGAGAUCUCCUCUCGGCGGCCGCCAUGAAACGCGAGCAUUCACAAGACAGCCUGCUCGCGGUGGCCACCCCUCCCGCCUUCUCCACCCCAAACGCGAACCCUCUCGCCGGCGGCGGCACCCACUCCCGCCCGCCUUCGAGCCACCCGCAAAACACCGUCCCGAGCUCCACCACCCCGGCGACCAAGACCGCCAAACAGACCGCCUGGGACGCCGAGGUCGCCCGCCUCUCCGCCCUCGGCCGCGAGCUCAAGCACGCCGCCACCGCGCACGCCACCGCCGCCGCCACCACCCCUCCCCCCGCCGACCGGGCCGUCCAGCAGAAACUCGCGGCGGUCAAAUCCCUCGAGAGCGUGCUCGCCUACUUCCUCGCCUUCACCGCCGCCGACCAGUCCUGCAUCACCUCGGACCCGCGCCAGGCGCCCCUGCCCCGCCCCUGGAUUACCCUCCGCGGCUUCUUCCCCCUGGUCAAGCGCCUGACCGACCCCUUCCCCGCCCUGUCCGGCCUCGCCUGUCACCUCGGCGCCGUCUUCACCGCCCACAUCCUCGACCUCUACGCCACCCACCCCUCCCUCUCCGCGGACAAGGCCGGCGCCUUCCCCCGCGAAUCCGCCCUGGAAUACCACGCCCACCUCCAGCAGGCCCUGCGCGAAGCCGAAUCGAAGCUCGACGUCGACACCCUGGUCGAGAAACUCCCCCGCACCUGGGCUAACCGCGCCCGCCACACCGCUUCCUCGGCGGCGGCGUCGGCGGCGGUGAACGACCCGGACCUCCACACCCCGGGGAGAUUCUCCGGCCCGUAUCGCCUGCCCAUCUCCCCCGCGGCCUCGCCGCUCCGCGCCGCGCGCGCGGCCUGGCAUAUCCUCGGGGAGUGGGCGGAGGGGAACGGCGUCGUGGGGUACGAGAUGCGGUUGAAGUUGGGUUAGGGGGACGGGGCGCUCACAUUUGAGUGACGAUGAUGAUGACGGGGAUUUUUCUGGGAAAGUCGGCUUCGGGCGUCCUGUGCUUUGGGUCUCUCUGGAGGGAUCGGAUUGUUUGCGGGGUGGAUUUUCCAUUGGGUUGAGGGGGUUCUGU
Messenger RNA from Dissoconium aciculare CBS 342.82, 3044 nucleotides. RefSeq lists its product as uncharacterized. The coding region runs from base 248 to 2896 and encodes 882 amino acids. NCBI's taxonomy places the organism in Eukaryota, Fungi, Ascomycota, Dothideomycetes, Mycosphaerellales, Dissoconiaceae. The transcript has a single exon. The record is from RefSeq and is a predicted model, not a curated record.